Molecule: messenger RNA, 2721 nt
Organism: Porites lobata
Lineage: Eukaryota; Metazoa; Cnidaria; Anthozoa; Scleractinia; Poritidae
Source: the annotation of a GenBank genome assembly
AUGGAUAAUUUCAAAGGCGAGAAUCCAGAAUCUCCAGAGGAUAUUCUGCAAAAGAUACCGGUGCUUUCAAGCUAUGCCAAGGGCCUAGAAAACCACAUAAAAGAACGAUAUUUGAAGAAGAUUUCUGUGGUGGGAGUAGAUCCGGCGGCUUUACCGAGCGAGCAGUUGAGUCCUGAAUGCUUGCCGCCAAUAGAAGUCUCCGACUUACUCUCGUACUUAGUUCUAGAGACAAGCCAUUACACGAAUAAGCAAUUUAAGGCUUUCAAAAGUCUUCAGGCAUAUAAUCAAAUGGUUUCUGGCUUUGUCACGUCAGUUAAUGGAAAGGAAAUAGCGGACAAGCAUGUUGUAGUGGCUAAAGUGCGACAUUCGCAGAGCAUGAGAGAUCCUCUAGUGAAUAUUUGGAUCAUCACAGAGAAAGAUGGAAACAUUAUCUCGGCGCAUUGUUUAGAUUGCAAAGCAGGCCUAGGUGAAACCUGCUCCCAUGUAGCGAGUGCUCUGUUUUACAUCGAAGCCAUAACACAGAUCCAAGGAAAGCUCGCCUGUACUCAAGUGAAAUGCACGUGGGUUUUACCGACGUAUGUGAACGAAGUACCAUACGCGAGAGCAGAGGAUAUCAACUUUUCGUCUGCCCAAAAGCUAAAAACCACAUUGGAUCUGCAAAUUGAGUCAUUACCUCAAAAUGCUGGGGAGAAUAAGGAAACAAAUACCGUAGAACAACGCCGUGGACAACAAUUUGGUUCGACUCCGCCAUCAGAUAGAGAAAUGGAGGAGGUCUAUGCCAAACUGAAUAAUUGUCGUAACAAAGCUGUGGCUCUAAGCUUGAUUGAUCCUUAUGCCGAUCAGUUUAUCGAUGAAAGUCGCACACUACCGACCAUUUCAGAAUUAUUUCAGACUAAAAAUCUUGAUCUUCAGUACCCGGAGCUACUUAAAUUGUGUACUAAUAUCACAUUAAAUAUUUCUGAGGACCACAUAAACAAAGUGGAAAUAAACUCACGAACCCAGGCAAACGGUUCAGGAUUUUAUAGACAUCGUGCUGGCAGAAUUGGCGCAUCUGUUAGCAGUGCAGUAUUCCACACAAACCUUGCACAACCCUCCCAGUCCUUGAUUAGGACAAUUUGCUACCCAAGCCUUUAUAAGGUCAAUACUAAAGCAGUCAGGCAUGGUCAAAAGCACGAGAGUGAUGCCAUAAAGGCAUAUGAAGCGGCUGUCAAAGCAAAGCAUGCAAACUUAGAGGUAAAGAGGUGUGGAUUAUUUAUAAACAAAGGGAAAGCAUUUCUCCAUGCCACACCUGAUUUCCUUGUGUCUUGUAGCUGUUGCGGGAAUGGGUGUGGGGAAGUGAAGUGCCCUUUCAUCAUCAAAGAUGGUAAUUUUGAGGACUAUAUUCAACAAAAGAAUUCCUGCCUAGAAAAAGUAAAUGGGCACUUCCAACUAAAGAAAACUCACAGCUACUACUUUCAAGUACAGCAGCAACUCUUCUCAGUGCCAGAUGUCAAAUAUUGUGACUUUGUGGUAUGUGCUAUUGAUAAAAUGAAAAACAUUCAUUUAGUAGUUCAACGCAUAUACCCUGACAUUGAACACUGGAACCGUGUGCUGCCUAAAUUAGAAAUAUUUUGGACAAUAUGCAUUCUCCCUGAGAUUUUGGGGCGAUGGUAUACUCGACGUUGCACAGUGCCAGUUAAAUUACCAGAUAAGGAUGCCAUCUGUUUCUGUCGAAUGAAAAGAGAUGAAGAGAGCAUUUUAUGCAGUAAUGAGGAAUGCCCUUACAAAGGGUUUCACGCUUCCUGUCUAUCUCUUACUUCUGUGAAAAUGCCGAAGACAUGGUACUGCCCUCAUUGUUGCAGACUUCCUCAGUUUAAGAAGAGAGGAGGUACUAGAAAGGUAUCACAUGCUGUAUCAAAUCAAGCAGCUAUGAAGUGUGACAGCAUCUGUAUCUGCAAGUCAAAGCCCUUACCCACAGACAAGUUAGUAGAGUGUCAUGGACAAGGCUGCAAAAAUGGAAAGUUUUUUCACCUGCCUUGUUUAAAUUUGAAAAGAAUGCCCAACAACCACAGAACAACUUGGAAAUGUUCUGCAUGCAAAAAAGCUAUUCCUGUUCCAGCUACCACUUGUUCUUCUUCCUCCGGUUCCGAUAGUAGUGAUGAGGACAUUGACGUUGUUAUCACCAAAGUUUGUGAGGGUGAAACUGAUAAGACUUCUGCCUUUGCAAAGAUGACAGACUCCCAUUUUGAUUUAAUUACUAGUCCUACUGGAUGGCUAGACUGUGACAUUAUUCAGCAAGCUCAAGUUUUACUACAGCUUGAGAAUGCAGCAAUUGAUGGCUUUCAGCGACCUACACUUGGUCGAGUUAGAAAUUUUGACGUUGUCAGUAGUGAAUUUGUGCAAAUUCUACAUACUGGUAACAGCCACUGGGUGUGUAUCAGCUCAGUUGGAUGUCUGCCAGGACAUGUUAACCUCUAUGACAGCCUUUAUGACUCUGUUUUAAGCCAGGAAAUAGAGGAACAGGCAAAUGAUUUGCUAGGUGGGAGAUUGGAAGCUCUCAAUCCUAUGCCAGUGCAGCAACAAAGAAAUGGCAGUGACUGUGGGGUUUUUGCAAUUGCAUUUUCUACCUGCCUAGUAUUUGGAGAAGAUCCAACAUUUGUAAAUUUUGAUAUGUUGAAAAUGAGGCCUCAUUUAACUGCAUGUCUUAGAAAUGGAAGAAUGAGCUUGUUUCCUUCAUUUUAA